Galeopterus variegatus (Sunda flying lemur) is the source of this 3674-nucleotide messenger RNA. RefSeq names its product piezo-type mechanosensitive ion channel component 2-like. Lineage: Eukaryota; Metazoa; Chordata; Mammalia; Dermoptera; Cynocephalidae. The annotation marks the transcript as partial. The record is from RefSeq and is a predicted model, not a curated record. Gene Ontology annotation, molecular function: mechanosensitive monoatomic ion channel activity; monoatomic cation channel activity. Gene Ontology annotation, biological process: regulation of membrane potential; cellular response to mechanical stimulus; detection of mechanical stimulus. Gene Ontology annotation, cellular component: plasma membrane. The transcript has 23 exons.
CUGAUAUCGGGAUGUUCUUUGCUAGUCUGACCAUCUGGCUCGUCUGUAGAAACAUUGUUCAGAAACCAGUGACAGAAGAAGCAACACAAUGUAACCCGGAAUUUGAAAAUGAAGAAUUGGCUGGAAGAGAAAAAAUAGAUUCAGAAGAGGCCCUGAUCUCUGAAGAGGAUUUAGAUGGAGGAGACGGUGUUGAAGGUGACUUGGAAGAAAGCACAAGGUUAAAAAUGUUCCGCAGGCUUGCCUCUGUGGCCUCCAAGCUCAAGGAGUUUAUUGGCAACGUGAUAACCACCGCUGGAAGAGUCGUUGUGACCAUCUUACUGGGCUCUUCAGGUAUGAUGUUGCCAUCUUUGACAUCAUCUGUGUAUUUCUUUGUAUUUUUGGGUCUGUGCACCUGGUGGUCCUGGUGCCGGACGUUUGACCCGUUGCUGUUCAGCUGUCUCUGUGUUCUGCUGGCUAUUUUCACUGCUGGACACUUGAUUGGACUUUAUUUAUACCAGUUCCAAUUCUUUCAAGAAGCAGUUCCACCCAACGACUACUAUGCAAGGUUGUUCGGUAUCAAAUCAGUAAUUCAAACUGACUGUUCCAGUACUUGGAAGAUUAUAGUAAACCCGGAGCUGUCGUGGUAUCACCAUGCCAACCCCAUCCUCUUGCUGGUGAUGUACUACACGCUGGCCACCCUGAUCCGUAUCUGGCUACAAGAGCCCCUUGUGCAGGAUGAGAGGACCAAGGAAGAGGAUCGAGCCCUGGCUUGUAGCCCUAUCCAAAUGAUGGCCCAGCGGAGGCGGAGCCUGUGGUAUGCAACCCAUUACCCAACCGACGAGAGAAAACUCUUGUCCAUGACCCAGGAUGACUACAAACCAUCUGAUGGCCUGCUGGUGACUGUGAAUGGCAACCCCGUGGACUACCACACCAUCCACCCCAGCCUGCCCGUGGAGAACGGCCCCGCCAAAGGUGACCUGUAUGCCACCCCCCAGUACCGGUGGGAGCCCUGUGAGGACUCUGCAGAAAAGAAAGAGGAAGAGGAGGAUGAGAAAGAAGAACUUGAAGAGGAAAGGAGCCAUGAGGAAAAAAGAAGCAUUAAAGUCCAUGCCAUGGUCUCUGUGUUCCAGUUUAUUAUGAAACAAAGUUACAUCUGUGCCCUCAUUGCCAUGAUGGCUUGGAGCAUCACCUACCACAGCUGGUUGACUUUUGUGUUGUUGAUUUGGUCAUGCACUCUUUGGAUGAUUCGCAACAGGAGAAAAUAUGCCAUGAUCAGCUCUCCUUUCAUGGUUAUCUAUGGAAAUCUGUUGUUGGUAUUACAGUAUAUAUGGAGCUUUGAACUUCCUGAAAUUAAAAAGGUCCCGGGAUUUUUAGAAAAGAAAGAUCCAGGAGAACUUGCUUCAAAGAUUCUUUUCACUAUUACUUUCUGGCUACUGCUGAGGCAGCACCUCACAGAGCAAAAAGCCCUUCAAGAAAAGGAAGCUCUUUUAUCUGAAGUCAAAAUUGGAAGUCAGGAAAAUGAAGAAAAAGUUUUCUGUUUUGAAGAUGAGGAACUUGAAGAUAUACAAAUGGAAGGAGAGCCCAGAGAGAAGGAGGAGGAAGAGGAAGCCGAGGAAGAGAAGAAAGAGAGAAAGGAGGAGGGGAGAGAGGAAGAGGAAGCAGAAGCGGAAGAUGACCAGGAUGUCAUGAAAGUGCUGGGCAAUCUGGUGGUGGCUGUGUUCAUCAAGUACUGGAUCUAUGUCUGUGGAGGCAUGUUCUUCUUCGUCAGCUUCGAGGGUAAAAUUGUCAUGUACAAAAUCAUCUACAUGGUGCUCUUCCUGUUCUGUGUGGCCCUGUAUCAGGUGCACUAUGAAUGGUGGAGGAGAAUUCUAAAGUAUUUUUGGAUGUCUGUGGUUAUUUACACUAUGCUGGUGCUUAUCUUUAUAUACACGUAUCAGUUUGAAAACUUCCCUGGACUGUGGCAAAAUAUGACUGGAUUGAAAAAAGAAAAGCUGGAGGACCUGGGCUUAAAGCAGUUUACUGUAGCUGAGCUGUUCACUCGCAUAUUCAUCCCAACCUCCUUUCUGCUGGUGUGCAUCUUACACCUUCACUAUUUCCAUGACCAAUUCCUGGAGCUCACAGACCUCAAGUCCAUUCCUAACAAGGAAGACAACACCAUCUACAGCCAUGCCAAAGUCAAUGGCCGCGUAUAUCUAAUAAUCAAUAGACUGGCCCACCCCGAAGGCAGCCUUCCUGACCUCACCCUGUUGAACCUGACUGCCAGUUUGGAGAAGCCCGAGGGAUGCUCUGUAGAAGCCAAGAGGGGCGAUUUGGAGAAGCCCGAGGGAUGCUCUGUAGAAGCCAAGAGGGGCGAGUGUGGCAAAGACAGUGAGGAGUCGGAGGAGGACGGGGAGGAGGAGGAGGAGGAGGAGGACUCUGAGGAGGAGGAGGAAGCAUCAGAUUUAAGGAACAAAUGGCAUCUGGUGAUUGACCGCCUCACUGUGCUCUUCUUAAAAUUCCUGGAGUAUUUUCACAAAAUGCAGGUGUUCAUGUGGUGGAUUUUGGAGUUACACAUCAUCAAAAUUGUCUCAUCAUACAUUAUCUGGGUUUCUGUGAAAGAGGUGUCUCUGUUCAACUAUGUAUUUUUGAUUUCUUGGGCUUUUGCUCUGCCAUAUGCCAAGCUACGCCGUCUGGCUUCAAGUGUCUGCACUGUCUGGACGUGUGUGAUCAUCGUGUGCAAAAUGCUGUACCAACUCCAAACCAUUAAGCCUGAGAACUUUUCUGUUAACUGUUCCUUGAAUAAUCUCCUGAUGCUGGCUAUUCUGGCAUUUGAGGUUACAAUUUACCGCCAUCAGGAAUACUAUCGAGGGCGAAACAACCUUACAGCCCCUGUGUCUAAAACUAUCUUUCAUGACAUUACAAGACUACAUCUAGAUGAUGGACUUAUAAAUUGUGCCAAAUAUUUCAUAAACUACUUCUUCUACAAGUUUGGUCUGGAGACCUGUUUCCUAAUGUCAGUGAACGUAAUCGGCCAGCGAAUGGACUUCUACGCCAUGAUUCACGCCUGCUGGCUGAUCGCUGUCCUGUAUCGCCGCCGGAGGAAAGCCAUCGCUGAGGUUUGGCCCAAGUACUGCUGCUUCCUGGCGUGCGUCCUCACCUUCCAGUACUUCGUCUGCAUAGGCAUCCCGCCUGCUCCCUGCCGAGACUACCCGUGGAGGUUCAAGGGCGCCAGCUUCAACGACAACAUCAUCAAAUGGCUGUACUUCCCCGACUUCAUUGUGCGGCCCAACCCUGUGUUCCUCAUCUAUGACUUCAUGCUGCUUCUGUGUGCCUCCCUACAACGGCAGAUUUUUGAGGAUGAAAAUAAGGCUGCAGUGCGUAUCAUGGCAGGGGACAAUGUUGAAAUUUGCAUGAACCUUGAUGCGGCCUCAUUCAGCCAGCAUAACCCUGUACCGGACUUCAUUCACUGCAGGUCUUACUUAGACAUGUCCAAAGUGAUCAUCUUCAGCUACCUCUUCUGGUUCGUCCUUACUAUCAUCUUCAUUACCGGAACAACCAGGAUCAGCAUAUUCUGCAUGGGUUACUUGGUGGCCUGUUUCUAUUUCCUGCUCUUUGGAGGUGAUUUGCUAUUGAAACCCAUCAAGAGCAUCCUGCGCUAUUGGGACUGGCUGAUUGCAUACAACGUUUUUGUGAUUACAAUGAAAAAUAUACUGUCA